Molecule: messenger RNA, 555 nt
Organism: Lipotes vexillifer (Yangtze River dolphin)
Lineage: Eukaryota; Metazoa; Chordata; Mammalia; Artiodactyla; Lipotidae
Gene: CHLSN
Product: cholesin
Exons: 4
Coding region: 1-555 (184 amino acids)
Source: RefSeq, a predicted model, not a curated record
AUGGGGUCUGUGUUCCAGAGAGCAGUCGUGUUAACAACACUGACCCUGCUGCCCCCAGGCCGCCCCCAGGCCUUCCCAGGAGUGGGCCUGGCCUGUGGGGAGUCCCAGGGUGGCCGUGGUCCACAGGGCUUUCUGGGGGGAGCCACGUCCCCGGAGGAGCAGAGGGUCCUCGAGAGGAAGCUGAAGAGAGAGGCCCGGAGGCGGCUGCGAGGAGCGGGCACGUCCGUGGCCCAGAGCCCAGCAGCCAGGCGCUCGGGGGCCGCGCUGGCCUUGGACUACCUGUGCAGCUGGGCCCAGCAGCACGAGAACUGGAGGUUUCAGAAGACGAGGCAGACCUGGCUGCUGCUGCAUAUGUAUGACCGUGACCAGGUCCCCGACGAGCACUUCUCCACCUUGCUGGCCUACCUGGAGGGGCUCAGGGGCCGGGCCCGCGAGCUGACGGUGCAGAAGGCAGAGAUUCUGAUGCGGGAGCUGGACGAAGCAGGUGCCAGCGCCGACGCCCCGCUGCCGGGGGGGACCCAGCGCGCCCGGCAGGUGCUGCAGCUGCUCUCCUAG